UCUACAUUUUCCCCAAAAAUCAGAACAAACAGAAAAAAAAAAUCCACCCCCCCCCCCCCAGAUGGGAAAGCCAAGACUGUUCGAUCUCGAGAACCAUUUUGCGUAUUAUGGUGCAUAUCACAGCAACCCAAUUAACAUUCUGAUACACACUUUAUUUGUGUGGCCGAUAUUCUUCACAUCGCUUAUACUUUUCUACUUCACUCCAGCAUUCUAUGAUCUCUCUCAAGCUGGGAUUCUCCCUUCUGGGUUUAAUCAUGCUUUGGUUUUAAACUAUGGGUCUGCUUUUUCUUUCUUCCUUGGCUUGUUUUAUGUAGUUUUGGAUAAGAAAGCUGGAUCUUUGGCAGCUUUUCUUUGCUUAGCUUGCUGGCUUGGGGCUAGUUCUAUUGCUGCAAAGCUUGGAUAUUCUCUAGCUUGGAAGUUUAACUCCAUUCUGUCCGCUCAGGUUGUGAUGGUUGCUCAAGUGCUUUGCUGGUCUGGGCAGUUUCUUGGCCAUGGAGUGUUUGAGAAACGAGCACCCGCCCUGUUGGACAAUCUUGUUCAAGCUAUUCUAAUGGCUCCUUUCUUUGUUUUGCUCGAGCCUUUUCUUUAUUUGGUGCAGGUUCUCCAAUCAUUAUUCGGAUACGAACCGUAUCCUGGAUUUCAGGCUCGCGUGAACGCAAAGAUCAAAGCCGAAAUCAAGGAGUGGCAAGACAAGAAACAGAAAAAGGUUUCUUAGGCUAAUGCCAAGAAAAUUAGGUUAAAAUUGUUGUUAAGUUGCUGUCUGGUAUGAACAUUUAGGUUAAACUAGUGUAGUUGCGGUAUCAAUAUUGUAAGGCAACUUAUCAAACGUUAAAACUACUACAAAUGUAACAGUAUGGUAUGUUAUGUCACUGUGAAUUCAACAUUA
This is a messenger RNA of Hibiscus syriacus, 886 nucleotides long. RefSeq names its product 2-hydroxy-palmitic acid dioxygenase mpo1-like. Lineage: Eukaryota; Viridiplantae; Streptophyta; Magnoliopsida; Malvales; Malvaceae. Gene Ontology annotation, cellular component: endoplasmic reticulum. Bases 62 to 715 code for a protein of 217 amino acids. The transcript is spliced from 4 exons. Gene Ontology annotation, biological process: sphingoid catabolic process. The record is from RefSeq and is a predicted model, not a curated record.